Molecule: messenger RNA, 1725 nt
Organism: Archocentrus centrarchus (flier cichlid)
Lineage: Eukaryota; Metazoa; Chordata; Actinopteri; Cichliformes; Cichlidae
Gene: kynu
Product: kynureninase
Exons: 14
Coding region: 315-1703 (462 amino acids)
Biological process (GO): NAD+ biosynthetic process
Cellular component (GO): cytoplasm
Molecular function (GO): pyridoxal phosphate binding; kynureninase activity
Source: RefSeq, a predicted model, not a curated record
GAUCAGCUCUGUUUUCAUAGGGAACUUCACGAUGUAAGUUUGGAUUUCCACACAUGAAACUAAAACCACAGAAAUGAGGAACGCUCCUCGGUCUGUCCUGUGUCUGAGCGCACAGACGGACUCAUGGAGGGAUGACAAAGGGCGGGUUUGAACACAUGUUGUAUUUCCUAAUGAUUAACUUGAUAAUGCAAACAACACGGUUAAAGGGCAUUUCCAGAGGACACGAUUCACUCGGUCUGACUGCUGCUUGUGGAGAGGAAGCUCAUCUGCAAACCAACUGAUCCAACUGCCAGCAGCCCACCCAUCCCUCCAUAAUGGAUGACUUUGUCGGCUUAACUCCCAGCGAAGCUGUAAAGCGAGUGUCUGACUCACUGGGCUGCAGUCCGACCUCCGCAGAGGUGGCUGCUUACUUCGACAAAUAUGACAAACUGCGACAUCUCAGGGAGGAAUUUCUGGUGCCCAAAACUGCAGAUCUCCCCACCGCUGAUCUCUCGCUGGUUGAUGGCACCAAGGACUGCAUCUACCUUUCAGGAAACUCACUGGGGCUGCAGCCCAAAAACGUCAAGAAGUUCCUGGAAGAGGAGCUACAGAAGUGGGCCAAGAUUGGUGUCCAUGGUCACACACUGGGUGCACGGCCUUGGGCGUGGGCUGAAAAUAACAUUGAGGAACCGAUGGCUAAAGUUGUAGGAGCUAAAACUGAGGAAGUGGCACUGAUGAAUGGCCUGACAGUAAAUUUACAUCUUCUACUGCUUUCCUUCUACAAGCCCACUUCAACUCGGCACAAAAUCCUUCUAGAAAACAAGGCCUUUCCUUCAGAUCACUACGCUGUGGAGUCUCAGAUACGUCUCCGGGGAUUCGAUCCUAAGGACAGCAUGCUGCUGCUAUCGCCCAAGCCGGGAGAAGACAUGCUGAAAACAGAGGACAUCCUGGAGGUGAUCGAGAAAGAGGGCGACUCCAUCGCCGUGGUCAUGUUCAGCGGGGUUCAGUAUUACACCGGCCAGCUGUUCGACAUGGCCCGCAUCACUGAGGCUGGCCAGAGGAAGGGCUGUUAUGUCGGCUUCGACCUCGCCCACGCAGCGGGAAACGUCGACCUGAAGCUCCACGACUGGGGCGUCGACUUCGCCUGCUGGUGCUCCUACAAGUAUAUGAACUCAGGUGCUGGUGGUCUCGCCGGGGCAUUCAUCCAUGAGAAACACAAACAUACCAUCAAACCAACGCUGAUGGGAUGGUGGGGACACGACCUGAAGACCCGGUUCCAGAUGACUAACGUGAUGGAGCUGCAGCCCGGAGUGAGCGGCUUCAGGCUGUCAAACCAGCCCGUCCUGCUCGUUUGCCCCCUGCAGGCCAGUCUGGAGGUGUUUAACAUGACCAGCAUGCAGGCUCUGCGCAGGAAGUCCCUCCUACUGACGGGCUACCUGGAGUAUCUGAUUAAGCACUACUACACUGAGGACCCGGCUCAGCCUCACAAACCUCACGUCCACAUCAUCACGCCGUCGGACCCUCAGCAGAGAGGCUGCCAGCUCUCGCUCUCCUUCUCUGUUCACAUCAAAAGAGUCUUCGAGGAGCUGGAGAAGAGGGGCGUCGCUUGUGACAUGAGGGAGCCCAGCGUGCUGCGAGUUGCUCCGGUGCCUCUGUACAACUCCUUCAGCGAUGUCCAUCGCUUCGUCCAAACACUGGGAGAAGCUCUGGCUGCCAGCAAGUGAGACGAGAAGAGAAAAGCCCCCC